Molecule: messenger RNA, 878 nt
Organism: Paramecium pentaurelia
Lineage: Eukaryota; Ciliophora; Oligohymenophorea; Peniculida; Parameciidae
Source: the annotation of a GenBank genome assembly
AUGGAUUCAAGCGAUUCUUAAGAAGAUUCAUAUUAGAAAGUAUAAAAAAUUAUGAAAUAAGGAUUCAUUACUAGAAAUACUCUAAUUUGGAUAAUUCAAGAAGUAAAAUGAAAGUGAAAAAUUAUCAAUCGAUAUUUCUAAUCAUGUGUUAAACUUAGGAAUGUUCACAAAACCAAAAUAAAAUUACAUUUAAAAUACAAAUCAUACUAAAGAAUUAUAUAUUUCUAUCAUUAAAAGUAUCACAAUAUAUAAAUUUAAGAGAUCACAGAUCAAUUAGUUUAUUAAGUAAUAUCAAUAUAUUGAGUCAGGAUCAAAGAAAUUUAUUCAGUCCAAAAAAAAUAAUACUUGGACUAUAAGAUUAUUUAUUAGAAAAACAGGUUGAAAGAAUAUAUAAUACAGUAAGAAGAAAAAGUUGUAUAUGUACUAAAUGUGGUCAUUAAAGUGAUUUUGAAAAACGAACUAACUCUUUUUCAGUGAGAACCUAGCAAUAAAUAAAUACAUAAAUACGUUUAUUAAAUUACAACACAAGAAAUCAAUUUAAACAAUAAUCUUUAAUAAGACUACACAAAAUAAAACAAUUAUAAAACUAAUGUCAUUAUUCAAGUCUUUCAGCUCAAAUAGAUAAUUAAUUAUAAUUUAAUUAAACACCAUUAGUAGAACCAACCAUAGUUAAUAUUAAAUGGAAAUUCAAAAAGAAAACAAUAAUUUAACCUGUUGUAUUAAAGCAAUACUUACCAACAACAAAAAAUUACUUUGUAAAAUAAUAUCAUCUUACUUCAAGAACAGGAACCAAUAAUACUCCUACAUAAAAAACCUUACCUUCACUUAAGACUUUAACUUAGAGUAGAAGAAAUCUAUUUGAUAAUAAAUAUUAUUGA